CAGACUUGUUUGUGGACUACUGUGUGACAGAGGAGGCACCUCUUAAAUCCCUCAAGGAAAUCUGGACUUGAUCUUUAUGGUUGCUGAACUUGAGAAUAAACUUAACAAAAGGGACAAAGAAUAAGGAGAAGAAAUGAAGGACUUUGUGGAGUCAGUAGAACUAGGGGUCUCUCAGCGGAAAGGAGUUAACGCAGCUCGACCCAGAGUAUGGCUAAAGAGUGAAUUUGUUCGCGUGGGACUUGCUGAAUCCCUCAGCACAUAUGUCAUGAUGGUGUUUGGCCUGGGGUCUGUGGCCCAGGUCGUGACAGGACAGGGAGCAUUCGGACAGUACCUCAGCAUCAACCUGGGUUUUGGACUGGGUGUUGCUAUGGGGGUUCAUAUUGGAGGGAAGGUCUCAGGCGCUCAUAUGAAUGCAGCAGUGUCACUCACAAUGUGCCUGUUUAGCCGCCUUGCAUGGAAGAUGCUGCCUCUGUAUGUUUUUGCGCAGCUAUUGGGAUCAUUUCUGGCAGCGGGGACAAUUUAUGCUGUCUAUUAUGAGGCCAUAUUUGACUAUUGUGGAGGCAACCUGACAGUAACUGGGCCAAAGGCCACAGCUGGUAUCUUCGCCACCUAUCCUGCACCGUACCUCUCCCUGCUGGGUGGAUUUGUUGACCAGGUGUUGGGCACAGCUAUGCUGCUGCUGUGUCUGAUGGCCCUGUCCGACCAGAAGAACAAACCGGCCGCAGCGGGCAGCGAGCCUGUCGCAGUGGGUCUGCUGGUGCUGCUCAUUGGCAUUUCCCUGGGCAGCAACAGCGGCUAUGCCAUCAACCCCACCAGAGACAUCGCACCCAGGGUCUUCACUGCCAUUGCGGGCUGGGGGGCUGAAGUUUUCUGGUCUGGAAAUGGGUGGUGGUGGGUGCCUCUAAUCGCCGCCCCCACUGGAGGAGUUUUGGGUGCAGGGCUCUACAAGGCCUUGGUGGAAAUGCACCACCCUCCCCUCUCUGAACAGGGUGAGGGGCUGGUGGAGGAGGAGACUGCCCCUCUGGGGAAACAAGAAAACAUCUGUUCUAAUGUAUGUGUCUGAGAACCCCCAACUAUAGAGUGUGUCCCUUGCGGUGGAUCUCUGCAUGCAGCUGAAACAUUCCAUGAUGAUGAAGGGUUAAAAGACAGACCAAAAAGAAACUGCUCCAAUGGGGGACAGACGACUCUCACAAAAAGAGAGACCGACUAAAACUGAAAAUCUGUUGAGUCUGUUUUGUGUUAAUUUUAUCUUCAACCUAAUUUACUCAACUCCAGUCUCUGUGCUCAUGAAUGACUUAAACACAUAUAAAAUAGACAUUAUAGAUAUUCUGAACCAUGAUGCUGACAUCUAUGGCUUAUUGCUCCUAUCCAUACUAGCUAUACUAAGGACAUUAAAACCAGAGGGAGAUGAUUUUAUGUAUGGAAGAUGGGAAAAAAAAAAACACACACUCACUGGCUUCUACUUCAUGUGUCUAUUAUUGAGGCAACAGCAGCUGAUAUAAACUUGGAAGACACUAAAAUAUCAUUCAUUAGAAUAAUCAACAGAGACCACUUACAUGAGCUUGGAAACUACAGUGUGUACAGAGAAAAGUAAACAGCCCCCUAUACAUUGCACUUAGAUAAACAUGCAUCUUUUUGAGAAUAAAAUAGGAACAGGAGUGGCUCCUCACUGCUCUGCGGGGCCAUAGCGAUAAUAUACAUGUUCAUCUUUCCAACAAUCCAGUGCUCAGCAGCCUAAAGCCAGAAGAUGUAACUGUUUCUUCAUUAUCUAUGUGGGAUCUUCAAAGUACUUGAAAAGACAUUUAGGAUUAAAUAGACAUUUAAUCCUAAAUGUCUAUUAGGGCCCAAUCCCAAUGUCCACACUCACUGACUCAUGGACUCUGAGGUGAGUCCACGAGGGCUUAGGGCUGUCCCACUGUCAAAUCAUCAAGUGCAUGAGGGCUCUCUCGCAGACAUUUUGAGCCCUUUAUGCACACUUGCUGAAAGUCCGCAUUUCUGCAGACAGCCUGAGUGAAUUACGCACAGUUCAUCGCGUUAAAAAAGAAAGAUGAACAUAUUUGUCACUACGAUAACCCAGAUGAUGCUGCUCUUGAAUGUCUGAUUAAUUUCAUUUAAAAUUUCCUAAAUCCCCCUUUUAAGAUCUCAGGUUUCCCCUAGAACUGAUUUCUCCACUUAAAUCAUUGUUUAUUCAACAACAAAAAAGUAAUAACCUUUGAAACAUUAAGGAACAUUUUUUUCCUGAAACCUCUGACUGAAUAUGUUGAUAUUGGUGUAUAUGUGUACUCUGUUGUGUUCAUUUCAUGUUCUGCAAACGUCUUUGUGACAUUUCAAUUUGAUGUGUAUGUGCUGCUAUUGUUUAUCUGUAUGUUUGUACAUUAUUCUUGUUUUAAUUAAAAUAAAUCAAAGGUAAACAAACAUGGAAGGAGCCACUACAAGAAAAAGGAAGUUUACAGAAAUCAAAUCAUCAACCAAAUCAUGCAGUCGGAGCCUCAAGUUCCUUUGGCAUGAGUAAAUAAGUAAAAAACAUAAACUAAAAAAGGUCCCAAACCCACAAGGUAACUUGA
Molecule: messenger RNA, 2564 nt
Organism: Chelmon rostratus (copperband butterflyfish)
Lineage: Eukaryota; Metazoa; Chordata; Actinopteri; Chaetodontiformes; Chaetodontidae
Gene: aqp7
Product: aquaporin 7
Exons: 6
Coding region: 134-1063 (309 amino acids)
Biological process (GO): water transport; glycerol transmembrane transport
Cellular component (GO): basolateral plasma membrane; plasma membrane
Molecular function (GO): urea transmembrane transporter activity; water channel activity; glycerol channel activity
Source: RefSeq, a predicted model, not a curated record